AUGGGCGCCGUUUCAGCCGUCUUCAUCGUUCUGAUCACCAUUCUCUUGCCCCCGGUCGGUGUUUGGGCAGUCGCAGGGUGCGGUGCUGAUCUCUUCAUCAACAUCUGUCUGACACUUCUCGGUUAUAUCCCUGGGCACAUCCACGCAUUCUACAUCGAAUACGUCUACUACGACCGUAGAGAGCAAGCAAGGGAAGGUCGAUUCGCCGCCAGAAGAGCUGCCGGUGUCUACAGCGAUCGUGUACAGACAGGUGGACAUGGCUAUGGCACAAUGGCGCCGCCUACUUCUUAG
Molecule: messenger RNA, 291 nt
Organism: Truncatella angustata
Lineage: Eukaryota; Fungi; Ascomycota; Sordariomycetes; Amphisphaeriales; Sporocadaceae
Exons: 3
Coding region: 1-291 (96 amino acids)
Cellular component (GO): membrane
Source: RefSeq, a predicted model, not a curated record